UGACGCCCAAGUCUUGUCGGAAUCGAGUGUAUCGAUUCCGCAAGCACCCACUAUAAUAUUAGCGUACCUCAACUUCGGGCACUGCCGGUCCGGGUAAAGAUCUCGUUCCAAAGUGUCGGUGCGUAGAUGAGCUGAAUGAUAGCCAACGCAUCGGGUACCACCGCCCCCACUGCAGCUAGGAGAGGGCACAGCAGAUACUGGCCAUCUACUCCGGAGUAAGAGCUGUUCAGCUCACCACCAAAAGUCUGCAUCACGUAUUUGGCGUAGAUUGUCGCCGGAGAAAGGCAUAAAAUGGAGUAAUAACCCGGCGUCUGAGCCCCAACUAUUUAUCUUAGCUCUCCGGCAGACAUAUCCAAGUUUAACUCAUCUUUGCCUCUUCUGCACAUCAUCUUACUACAUCUCUCAAGCUGUGCCUUUACAUAUUCUUAUACAACGAUGGCUCACCGCACCGCAAUGGCGCUCGUACGUAACGACACCUCCCAGCCGAUCUAUGCGGUUGGUCUGGCUCAUAAGUACAGUGACCAGUACCAAAACAGCGACGAAUGGGACAUCAUUCAGCCCGGAAAGACAAGUACUAAAUUGCAAGUUGAUUACACCACCGGGUGGUGGACCACCGGCCGGGACUGGUGGAAGGUCUUUUGGGUCACCCAGGACGAGUCCACUCUCAAGAAGACAUUUCACUAUUCCAACCCCGAGAAUUUGCGCAAAGCAUUUGAUACGAUCGAAGGUGUCGAUCCCGCUCUUUGGGUAACACUGGCUGCUUCUGUUGGUUCGAUAGCAAGCACGGCCGCCGGGAAUGGACCAUUUAAUAAGACAGUCGCUGGGGUCGCAGCCCUUGCUGCAAGACCUCUGACGGCUGGAUUCCUCGCCCCAACCACGACGGUUGGAUUCAAGCAGCACAUUUUGAGGGAGGAAGAUGACAGUGCGAGUGUAGAAAUCAUCAUCCACGAAGACACCACUAUCACCAUCAAGUCACCGUCGGGAAUUUCUCAAACCGUUUCUACCAAGAAGGAAAUUUGACUUAAUCUUCCCAUGACCAAGUCUCCUGUAUAGGAAGCGACCCUUCUUUUCGUGAGUGGUUUAGCUCCCCGGUGUUCUAUCUUGAUAACCUAAUCGAGUGGUAGUUGGUUAUUCUACUACCAACAAAUGUGAUAUUGACCUCUGGCAAUGAUAUAUAGCGGGAUUACUGUGACCCAUUCGUGACUUCCACGUU
Aspergillus pseudonomiae is the source of this 1213-nucleotide messenger RNA. RefSeq lists its product as uncharacterized. Bases 436 to 1020 code for a protein of 194 amino acids. The transcript has a single exon. The record is from RefSeq and is a predicted model, not a curated record. NCBI's taxonomy places the organism in Eukaryota, Fungi, Ascomycota, Eurotiomycetes, Eurotiales, Aspergillaceae.